Molecule: messenger RNA, 6015 nt
Organism: Lichtheimia ornata
Lineage: Eukaryota; Fungi; Mucoromycota; Mucoromycetes; Mucorales; Lichtheimiaceae
Exons: 23
Coding region: 1-6015 (2004 amino acids)
Biological process (GO): phosphorelay signal transduction system; protein phosphorylation
Molecular function (GO): ATP binding; phosphorelay sensor kinase activity
Source: RefSeq, a predicted model, not a curated record
AUGCACUGGAUACUACCAUUACUUUACUUUACCACUUCACUAUUGACUUUGAUCUCGCAUGCCGCUGAUAUCUAUGAAAAUAACGGGAUACCCAAUUGUACCAAGCCUCCGGGCGAUGCUAUGAAUCUAAAUCCGGUCGCUAUGAGAGAUCAACUACGCUUUGCAGUAAUUGCCCAUUAUUCGAUCCUAUCCACUUUUUUCCACAGUCCAGAACAAGCCGCACGGGAUGCAGCAGCGAUUGUCAACGUUGAUAUUGAAUGGCAGCGUCAUAUCGUGAACACGGGUGAAACAAUGGCUCAAGAUAUCGUUGAUGCCGUGGAUCGGAAUGUGGAUGCGUUGAUUGUUACUAUCCCUGAUGAGGCCGUCUAUCAAGCGGUGGAACAUGCCAUGUCGAAAAACGUGCCCGUGAUCGUAUUCAAUUCAGGCCUUCAAUAUGCACAACAGCUUGGAUUGACACGUGUGAUGCAAGAUGAUGUCGAAGCAGGGCACAUGUUGGCGCGUGCAUUGUACAACCGAAAUUACACUCGGCCCUUGUGCGUCCAUAUUUCAUCCCAGAAUGAUCUCGAUCAACCUGUCAUUGAUAAUCGCGUUCAAGGCAUCACUUCCGUAUUCGGAUCAACACCCACCAUGAUGACCGUUUAUAAAAAUGACAAUCAACAACAAGCCCUCAAUACCAUCAGGCAGUCCUUAAUGUCCAACGAAUUCGAUUCGAUCAUUGCCAUGGGUGGCACCCCAACGACCGAUCUAAUGACGGAGGCAAUGUUUGGGAUGGAUCCAAAGGAUAAGCGGAUUGGUAUUGGAUUCUUUGAUUUGGGAAGCACCAACCGGACCGAGCUUUUUCAUGCAUGGCCAGAUGUAUAUGGGAUCUCGCAAUUACCUUACAUACAAGCGGCGUUACCCGUGUUUCUUAUGCAUCUACGGGUUAUUACAGGAUUUGACCCCUAUGUCAACAGGACAAUCCCAACAGGGCCGACGCUCAUUACCAAAGAAAACGUUGAAGCACUAGCCGCCAAGGAUGGAUCAAGGUUCUUGUCAACCCCUGAUAACGAUAACACCACCAUUGGCACUGUGAUCCCUGACGUCCAAGGUGACACUUAUCAAUCGAAUGUCAUUGCCGGCAUGACCGAGCUUGCCAGAAGAUUAGGUUGGAAGAUCCAAUCAUCACGCGAGGAUGGGACUUAUGGAUAUCCAGAUUCGCUCAAGCUACAUAUGAAACAAUUUGCUGACGCUGGUGUGAAUGGCAUCGUUUUACAAUCAAGCGACGUCUCGGUGGUGAAUUAUGCACGCAACUUGAGCCAACAGCACUCGAUUCCAUUGACUGUAUUUGGUACCUUUUACGAGAAUCCCGUCAGCGGCAUUGUGGAUGAGAUAACAUCCAUGGUCAAUUCGAUUUCCUUCAACAUGACUACCCUCACUCACAGCAUAGCCGGUGUCAUGGUCAAAGACAACUUAAAGACCCCAACUUGCUUUCAAACGCAUACACGAACGCAAGACGACUUUUUUUGCGCCCUACUCUACGACAUGUACCAACAAGCCCAUGGCAACACCUCAUCGUUACCAAGCAAGGACAACUUUAUUCAUUCAUUGAACCUGACAACAUCCACGACCAUGGAAGUCGAAUUUGAGACCAUCAAUUCCACACUUCGUGCAAAGGGCUAUAUUCCGGAUGCUUAUAUAACGCUUUCAGAGUACAUUUUCAAUGUCAUGGACUAUAGCAUCCUUCGAGGCAUGAUGUAUAAUGGUAGUGCUAUCUACAUUGCCGAUUCCUUGUUGGAUCAAAAGGAAGCUUUUUUAAAUGGACGAGCAACCAGAGUAUGGCAUCUCAACAUGUAUGCAAUGGGCUAUCUUUCUAUCCUCGACAUCCUUCUAGCUCGAUCUUCUCAGUAUCGUCCAUGGCGUGUCGUUCCCUUGGAUACACCCAUUGUGGAUACAAUCUGCCCAGCUGGGACGUACUACUUUGAAGCUGCCAAUUUCCCAUUUUGCUAUGAUGAGAACCACACGGCCAUUAUUCCAGGAAUGCAAUGUCUACUUUGUGAACCGAAUACUUUUAAUGAUGUACCAAACCAGCCUGCAUGUACCCAAUGCCCAGUGGGUGAAUUUUCAGCGCAAGGUGCUACACAGUGCAAGUCAUGCAACGAUGAUCCAGCAGCUGGUGACAAUGCUUAUUGUGUUGGCUAUCUGGCAGACCAACAACAUCGAGCAAGAAAGACCUACAUUGCUGUCUUUGUGCCUCUUUCUAUAGUGAUCUUUUUGGUAUUGGUGUCAUUGUGCACAUGGUAUUGUUGGCGUCGACAAAAGAAGCGUAAAUUGAUACGCAACCAGGAACCUGAAAACGUAUGGCUCUUGUCCUAUGAUGAACUUAUGCGCCCCUCAAUGCAACAUUUGUCGUCUGUGCCAUCCCCUUCGCUCCAUUUAUCGGGUGGUACGGGCACAUCACCCACAAUAGGCCCUUUGGUUGCAGCUCCUGUGAGAUGGUCCAAUGGAAGCGAGAGACAAUUCAUGUUGCCACCGCAUAGCGAUAUCAACACUACUACCACACCACGAGAGCAACAAGAAAAGCAGCAGCAGCAGCAGCAGCGAAAUGAGAAUCGAGAUUCAUUGAAUCCCAAUGAUCCCGCUUUGUUGGCUGGAUUUCCUUCAGCAUCCAUACCUCACAAUGAUGUCUCUGAAGAUGAAACAAUGACUGUGCCUGUCAAAGAAAGACUAAGCAAGGAUCAAAAAGAUGAUGACAAUCAAUCAAAUCAUCCAAAUGAUGAGGAUCAGGAUUAUUUUACGGCAACCUCGCCACAAGAAAGUUCUCGGCAAGUAUUGCUCUUCUAUCCAGGAAAACAGCCAAAGCCAUUACGUCGUAUCAUUGGAUUCCAUCGCAACUUGCCUGUCUUUGUCAAGCAAAUUGGUUUCAAGCGAUUGCAUAUUGAUGCGGUUGCUCAACACGAAUUAUCUCUGAUGAAGGUUGCAAGGCAUCCGAAAUUGGUGGAGUUUAUUGGUUUAUGUCUUGAACCCGAAGGAACAUUCAUCGUGGAAGAAUAUUGCAGCAAGGGCACGUUGUAUGAUGUUGUCAACAAUCCUGAUAUCGGCCUUACAUGGAUCUUUAAGUUUUCAUUGAUCAACGAUUUGCUUGAAGGAAUGGAGUUUUUGCACCGCUCCAAAUUCAUGUUUCACGGCUGUCUUACAUCGCAAUCAUGCUUUAUUACCGGACGAUGGGAACUCAAGAUUAGCGAUUAUGGGCUUGACAAGGUGCGACAAUCUCAAUAUGACCCAACCUUGAUGCAUUCAUUAGGAAAGCAAUUUCCACAGCUUUCCAGGACUUCCCGCAUCUUGCCAAAUCACCUCCCAGGAACCACCCAUAAACAAGAUACCCAGCCCAUGAUCAUUGUUCCUCACAAUGAAAACCUCUUGUGGCUCGCACCCGAAUCCGUGGUGUGUGAUGAUUCCAAUGUAUGCUUGACAAAACCAAGUCGAAGAGCGGAUGCUUACAGUGUUGGUGUGAUCAUCAAUGAAAUUGUAUCAAGACAGCAGCCAUUCAAGAAACAACUUGAGGACAUGUCCGUCAAUGAGGUCUUUGCUCAUGUCGAAAAAGAUUACUUGUUGCCGGACAUGGCCCCUUCAGACGCAGAUGAAUACACAGCCAAGAUGAACAUGAUUAUUGCCGAAUGCUUUCGACGUGAUCCUGCUGCUCGGCCAUCCAUGACCAUGCUAAGGAAUCGUAUCAAGUCAAUCGAUCCCCAUUUGACAAGUGCCAAUAAUAACGUGGUGGAUAAUUUGGCUACUUUGCUUGAGCAAUAUGCAAAUGACAUGGAAAAUCUUGUCCGGCAACGUACAGCCAAUCUGCAACAGCGAACUUUGGAGCUUGAGGAAGAAAAAGCAAGAACCCAAAAUUUGCUUGAAGAUCUCAAGGAAGCAAAAGAGGUAGCUGAAGCAGCAGCAGCGUCAAAGCAAAACUUUUUGGCCAACAUGUCUCAUGAAAUCCGCACGCCCAUGAAUGCGGUGAUUGGCAUGUCACGUAUCUUGAUGGAGAGCAACUUGCCAGCUGAUUUGCAUGAUUGUGCUGAAACUAUUGAAUCAUCAGGCAAUCACUUGAUGGCCAUCAUUGACGAUAUUCUUGACUAUUCAAAGAUUGAUUCUGGCAAACUUAGCUUGGAACAUCGUCGUCUUGACUUGACGUAUGUUGUGGAAAGCGCCCUUAAGCUUGUAUCACCCAAUUUCUUGGACAAGGGGAUUAUCUUGUGGUAUACCAUUGAAGGCGAUGUUGCGACAUCUGUUUACGGUGAUGUAGUACGUUUACGUCAAGUUUUGCUUAAUCUGCUAUCCAAUGCAUUGAAGUUCACAAGUGAAGGUCAUGUUUGCGUUUGUGUGAAGCGACUUGCCGAGUCUCCUGAUUCUUCUGAUGCCUAUUGGUAUGAAAGCAGCGACAAUGAGAACUCGGAGCCAGGAUGUCAGUUUUCAGAUGGUACAAGUGAUGUGAGUCCCACGCGUAUAGAAACGUUGCAAGUGGCCGUCAAGGAUACAGGUGUUGGAAUUCGACCCGAGAAAACAGGUGGUCUUUUCCAAACAUUUUCUCAAGUCGAUGCUUCCACCACACGUAAUUAUGGAGGCACAGGUCUUGGCCUUGCUAUUAGUCGACGGCUUUGUCGAAUGAUGGGUGGUGAUAUGUGGGUCGAAUCCGAAUAUGGCAAAGGAUCCACUUUUUAUUUUCGAGUACUGUUACGGGAGCAAAGCUCGACACCUACGUAUGCCAUCCAAAACCGAUUUGAUGAUAUUGCACGACUAUGCUCCUAUUGCUUGGUUAUUACCGAUUCUGUGAGUCAACAGCAAUGUUGGUAUCAUCUCCUCACAAGGACAACUAUCCAACGCGUGGAGACGUUAUCAUUUGCUGAUGCAGAGGAGCUACUAAAGCAUGAUCGGCCCGACGUUAUCAUUAUCGAUGAGGAAUACGAAAUAGUCCCAGCUGUUGAUGAGACCCAAGCAACCAGUAGCAAGAUUGUACUUGAUGCAUUACGUGCGCGCAAUCCAUCCAUUGUAUCCAUCCCAGCGCUUUAUGUCAGUGACGCUCGUCGACGCGAUAAGGUUGAAACAUCUUACACUACAGCGCCUAUGCUCUUGCCUACCAAAUCCUUGGCGAUUGAUUCACCACGUGAUGAGCGUCGUAAUCCGUUUGACGAUACUACCACUACGACUACGGCUGAUACGACUGGUAUAACACGAUUCAUUAUCAAGCCAUGGAAAAACUCCAAGCUCUUUGCUGUGCUAUUGGAUUUGCUUGAGCACAAGGAUGAUACUGAAACAAUGGCAGUUGAAUCACCUUCAGCUGAAUCUUCAAACACUACCACAACGGCCCAUGAGCCAUUGUCGGGAUCCAAGGUUUCAGCAGCAACCGAAAACACACUUCGCAUCAAACGUCGUGGUCGAUCCAAUACGACAGCUAGUAGUAUUUCAAGCCAAUCAUCUACGAGCUCUGCAGUGCCGCUCUUAUCUGAAAUUGCAAGUGAUAUACGUUCCUUGUUAGUGGAUGACAACCCGGUGAAUCAAAAAGUCGUGGCUCGCAUGCUAUCACGAUUGGGCAUCAAGCCUGAAGUGGCACAAAAUGGCAAGGAAGCAUGUGACAAGAUUGAAGCUUCGAGGAAAAAAGGCGAACCCAUUGAUUUGGUGUUUAUGGAUAUUUGGAUGCCGGAAAUGAAUGGACUUGAAGCGGCAGAGACGAUACGUAAAAGCUUGGCUGAUUCCUCAUUACACCCAUACAUUAUUGCUAUGACAGCUUGUGUCAUGCCUGGGGAUCGCGAGAAAUGCAUUGCUGCAGGUAUGAAUGGCUAUGUGAGUAAACCUGUACGCAAGGACGAACUUGAAGCCUCGAUCCACACAUAUACCCAGAUUCUGGUCAAGGAAAUGCACAUGUUUGAGUCAGAGAGUGAUUCGGAUGAUGAUGAUGAUCGCACACCAACACCCUCCUCUCCCUGUUCCCCUGCUCUUCUUCCUUCAGUCACCAUCACAUCAGAAGAUACGGAUCAUAUCCCAUAG